CCUCCGCAGCAAUCCGCCGCCGCCCGCCGUCGCCGCAGCACGCAGAAGCUCCGGAUAGCCGCCGCAGACCUCCCGCAGACCAGCCUCGCCUCUUCCGCUCUGCUCUGACACUCGCCCGACAUGAAGCUGCACGUCGCCGCUUUCCUCGCGCUGCUGCUAGCCGCCUUCCUCUGUGAGGGCGGCAGCGCGCCGCGGCCGGACCCGCGCUGGCUGUGCGAGAGCCUACGCUGCCCGCCUAUCGUCUCCCCCGUCUGCGGCGUCGACGACACCGGCGAGCUGCGCACCUUCCGGACCGCCUGCCACAUGGAGCUCGCGCUCUGCCACGAGAAAAAGUACUUCGUGAUGCUGAAGCCCGGCGAAUGCUGACGCAGAUGAAGACACGGACCAUCAUCGUUAUUUAUUACGCUAAUUGCCAGCAUGACAAUAAGAUAUAUUUAUCCCAUAUUUCAUGCAAAUACUAUCAUUAUAUUUUCUAUUAUUAACAUUUGUAUUUAAUAAAUAAGUAUUUUUUAA
Molecule: messenger RNA, 513 nt
Organism: Schistocerca piceifrons (Central American locust)
Lineage: Eukaryota; Metazoa; Arthropoda; Insecta; Orthoptera; Acrididae
Product: agrin-like
Exons: 3
Coding region: 121-366 (81 amino acids)
Molecular function (GO): protein binding
Source: RefSeq, a predicted model, not a curated record